AUGAGUGAGACUAAUAACAACGUGGAUGACGACAACAGUGAUGGUUCUUCAAUACGAUUUAUUAACAGAAAGUGUGGUUGCGACGCAUAUNAUAAAUAUUAUGCCGUUAUAACCAAGAUGAGUGAGACUAAUAACAACGUGGAUGACGACAACAGUGAUGAAGACCAGUGGAUAAAUCCAACUGGAAAUCAACCGUCACUAAUACCAUUCAUGGGUACACCCGGAACACAAUUAUUGGAAUUACUCGACAUUCCGUUAACAUUAGUUAAAAAACUACUAAACAACAUCCCGAGUGCUGAGGGUUAUCACUUGUACAAUGAUCGAUAUUUUACAAGUAUCCCACUUGCUAAUGAACUCCUCAAAUUGAAGGUUCAUUUAACGGGUACUGUAAUGCCAACUCGAAAAUAUUUGCCAGCUGCAAUCAGAAAACCGAUAUUUUCAUCAAAAUCGAGUGUGGCGUAUAAAAAGGACAAUACAUUGAUACUCGCAUGGAAAAGCAAGAGGAUCGUGACCUUUCUGAGUACCAGUGAUACAGCAUCCCUCCAACCAGUUACAACAAGAACGCGCGGUGAUGAUGGCAUAAUAAAUGUAUUGAAACCAAUCGUGGCUAUUAAUUAUACCAAGAAAAUGAGAGCAGUUGAUCGCGCAGAUCAAUAUGCGGCAACGUAUUGUUUCCUCCGCAAAUCUCUCAAAUGGUGGAGAAAAUUAUUUUUUUGGGGUAUGGAGAUGUGCGUCAUCAAUUCAUACAUAAUGUAUAAAAUAACAAAACAACGUAACAAUGAAAAGCCACUAACGCACUUACAUUUUGUGAAAUAUUUAGUCGAACAGUUAGUAGGAAAUUUCCAGCGUCCAACACCACUUAUACCGCAACUCUCAACGUCAUUUCUAGACAAUAAAUUAAAUAAUCAGUUACAUUUAAUUCGUUCAGGAGGCAAGAAAGACUGUGCAGUAUGUUCCGACAGGAAAACACCAGGCAAAAGACGACAAACACACACGUAUUGUGAUACUUGCACACGAAAGCCGGGACUUCAUAUCAGUGAUUGUUUCGAAAAAUACCAUUCUUUAGAACACUACAGAGAUUAA
This is a messenger RNA of Megalopta genalis, 1083 nucleotides long. The record is from RefSeq and is a predicted model, not a curated record. NCBI's taxonomy places the organism in Eukaryota, Metazoa, Arthropoda, Insecta, Hymenoptera, Halictidae.